Messenger RNA from Felis catus (domestic cat), 2153 nucleotides. It is a transcript of the gene SLC5A9, whose product is annotated as solute carrier family 5 member 9. The transcript has 14 exons. Gene Ontology annotation, molecular function: D-glucose:sodium symporter activity. Lineage: Eukaryota; Metazoa; Chordata; Mammalia; Carnivora; Felidae. Gene Ontology annotation, biological process: transmembrane transport. The record is from RefSeq and is a predicted model, not a curated record. Gene Ontology annotation, cellular component: plasma membrane. Bases 1 to 2025 code for a protein of 674 amino acids.
AUGGGGCCUGGAACUUCAGGAAGUGGGGUCAGGACAGUGACAGCUCCACGCUCAGCACUGGGCUCCGGAGUCAGCCUGCAUGCCUAUGACAUAGGGGUCCUGGUCGUCUACUUUGUCUUUGUCAUUGGCGUGGGGAUCUGGUCGUCCAUUCGCGCAAGCCGAGGGACCAUCGGCGGCUAUUUCCUGGCGGGGAGGUCCAUGACCUGGUGGCCGAUUGGAGCCUCUCUGAUGUCCAGCAAUGUGGGCAGUGGCUUGUUCAUCGGCCUGGCUGGGACAGGAGCUGCCGGAGGCCUUGCUGUUGGGGGCUUCGAAUGGAAUGCAACCUGGCUCCUUCUGGCCCUGGGCUGGAUCUUUGUCCCCGUGUACAUUGCUGCUGGUGUGGUCACAAUGCCACAGUACCUGAAGAAGCGAUUCGGGGGCCAGAGGAUCCAGGUGUACAUGUCUGUCCUGUCUCUCAUCCUCUACAUCUUCACCAAGAUUUCAACUGACAUCUUCUCUGGAGCCCUGUUCAUCCAGAUAGCCUUGGGCUGGAACCUAUACCUCUCCACGGCGAUGCUUCUGGUGGUGACAGCUGUCUACACCAUUGCAGGGGGUCUCACGGCUGUGAUCUACACAGAUGCUCUGCAGACGGUGAUCAUGGUGGGGGGCGCCCUGGUCCUCAUGUUUCUAGGCUUUCAGGAGGUGGGCUGGUACCCAGGCCUGGAGCAACGGUACAGACAGGCCAUCCCUAAUGCCACAGUCCCCAAUACCACCUGCCAUCUCCCCCGAUCUGAUGCCUUCCACAUGCUCCGGGACCCUGUGAGCGGGGACAUUCCUUGGCCAGGCCUCAUUUUUGGGCUCACGGUGCUGGCCACCUGGUGCUGGUGCACGGACCAGGUCAUUGUACAGAGGUCUCUGUCUGCCAAGAAUCUGUCCCAUGCUAAGGGAGGCUCGGUGCUGGGGGGCUACCUGAAGAUCCUGCCCAUGUUCUUCAUCGUCAUGCCUGGCAUGAUCAGCCGGGCCCUGUACCCAGAUGAGGUGGGCUGUGUAGACCCUGACGUCUGCCAAAGCAUCUGCGGGGCCCGCGUGGGGUGUUCCAACAUCGCCUACCCCAAGCUGGUCGUAGCCCUCAUGCCUGUUGGUCUGCGGGGCCUGAUGAUCGCCGUGAUCCUGGCCGCCCUCAUGAGCUCACUCACCUCCAUCUUCAACAGCAGCAGCACCUUGUUUGCCAUCGACGUGUGGCAGCGCUUCCGGAGGAAGGCCACAGAGCAGGAGCUGAUGGUGGUGGGCAGACUGUUUGUGGUGUUCCUGGUUGUCAUCAGCAUCCUCUGGAUCCCCAUCAUCCAAAGCUCCAACAGCGGGCAGCUCUUCGACUACAUCCAGUCUGUCACCAGCUACCUGGCCCCGCCUAUCACUGCCCUCUUCCUGCUGGCCAUCUUCUGCAAGAGGGUCACAGAGCCUGGAGCCUUCUGGGGCCUCAUGUUUGGCCUGGCAGUGGGGCUUCUGCGCAUGAUCCUGGAGUUCUCAUACCCAGCCCCAGCCUGCGGGGAGGCGGACCGGAGGCCGGCCGUGCUGAAGGACUUCCACUACCUCUACUUUGCACUCCUGCUCUGUGGGCUCACUGCCAUCGUCAUCAUCACUGUCAGCCUCUGUACCACCCCCAUCCCUGAGGAGAAGCUUGCUCGCCUGACGUGGUGGACACGGAGCCAUCCCCACUCUGAGUUGGAGAAGGAGGCCCCGGAGGGCACACCAGGGACCUCAGAGAUGCCAUCUGGGGCAUGCCCUCCAGGAGGCGGAGAGACAGAGAACUCCAGCCAGGACCAAGACCAGCACAGAGCCCGGCGCAGGCGCUGGGGCCGGCUGCUGUGGGACUGGUUCUGCGGGCUGGCCGGGCCCCCAGAGCGGGCGCUGAGCCCCGCGGAGACGGCCGCGCGCCAGCGGGAGCUGACCAGCAUCGCCGAGGAACCGCUCUGGACACGCGUCUGCAACGUCAAUGCCGUCCUGCUGCUGGCCGUCAACGUCUUCCUCUGGGGCUAUUUCGCGUGACUUCGCAGACCCGCAGACCUCCAGCGGACGCAGAGGAAACGGGGCCCAAGCCUGCGGCCUCAGAGACAGGCUUCCCUCGCAUCUUGCCAUGGAAACCGGCGACCACGAGAAGGAGACACCAGACCCCC